Molecule: messenger RNA, 549 nt
Organism: Hippopotamus amphibius kiboko
Lineage: Eukaryota; Metazoa; Chordata; Mammalia; Artiodactyla; Hippopotamidae
Product: protein FAM25A-like
Exons: 3
Coding region: 12-494 (160 amino acids)
Source: RefSeq, a predicted model, not a curated record
GGUCUCAGGAUAUGGGGUGUGGGGAUCUCAUGCUACCAGAAGGGCCCUGCCCCAGCCACAGUGUUGGGGUGGCUCCACCCAGUCUCUUCCUCCUGCCAUCUCUGCUGACUCACCACCAGGGCGAUGGCUCUUACUCCAGAGCUGAGCCAGGCAUCAAAGGCAUAUAUAAGAGCAGCCAGGUCCAGGCCCUAGCAUCCUGCUUGAUCAUCACCUGUCACCACACAAUGCUGGGAGGCCUGGGGAAACUUGCCGCCGAGGGCCUGGCCCACCGCACGGAGAAGGCCACCGAGGAAGCAGUUCACGUUGUGGAGGGAGUGGUGAAGGAGGUGGUGGAGCAUGCCAAGGAGGCUGGAGAGAAUGCCGUUGCUGAAGCUUUGAAGAAGGCCCACGAGACAGGGGACAAAGUAGUAAAGGAAGUCACUGACACAGUGACCAACACAGUCACAAAUGCUGUCACACACGCAGCAGAAGGCCUUGGAAAACUGGGACAGUGAUCAUGCCUGCCACAUGCAGGCUCUUCCUGAAUUGCAAUAAAAGCUGUGAAAUGUG